UUUUCAUUCAUCAGCUUUUUUUAUUCAUCAAAGUUAUUUUCUUUUCUGUCUCAACCUCUGUAAUCAUGGGCUCAGACGAUCUGGUCAAACACCACAGCGAUUAUACCAACUUUGAUACCACGGACGCGUCAAAGCAGAGUGUUUUGUUUCAGGUGGUCGAAAACUACAGGGCUUUAGUGGACGACCAGAGAAAUUGGGUUUGCAAUUUGGCUAAUGCUGCUUCCUUGAUAUGGGAAGCCUACCACAAGCUCAAUGCUUCUGGCUUGUCGAAGGCUGAUGUAAAUUGGUCUGGUUUCUAUGUGGUAGAUAAGUUGGAUACAAAUCAAUUGAUUCUAGCUCCAUUUCAAGGCAAAGUUGCCUGUCAAACCAUUCCUAUUGGAAAGGGUGUUUGUGGAAAAACUGCCUCAACUAAACAAACACAGUUGGUUCCUGAUGUCAAUAAGUUUCCAGGUCAUAUCGCUUGUGAUGGAGAAACAAAUAGCGAAAUUGUGGUGCCUAUACUAUUGGAUAAUGAAUUGAAGGGCGUAUUAGAUAUAGAUUCGUUAACACUAGAAGGCUUUGAUGAAGUUGAUGCAGAUUUUUUACAAAAAUUAGCUGACUUGAUUGCAGCUACUUGUGACUGGUAAGUAUUCCAAAAAUAAAUGUAUACUUGUUCUCGUUUACUCUUUGCUAUUCUAUUCUGUAUUUCUUUUGACAGUGUUAAUAAAAGCUUGUUUCUUACUGAAAACAAUUAUUCUCAAACUAUGAGACAAAUAUCCCUUUAUAUAACCGUCAACUAUCCCAUUGCCUAAAAGACAUUCGGUGUUGUUUAAUUCAUCGGUUGUAAAUCUGAUUUCUGGAUCAAUUUCUGGCUCUUUUUCUUUUUGAUUUUGCAAUUUUUUCUCUCUCUUUGCCUCUCGAUCAUUCAAAUAAAACUGCUU
Ascoidea rubescens DSM 1968 is the source of this 920-nucleotide messenger RNA. RefSeq names its product L-methionine (R)-S-oxide reductase. The transcript has a single exon. The record is from RefSeq and is a predicted model, not a curated record. Lineage: Eukaryota; Fungi; Ascomycota; Saccharomycetes; Ascoideales; Ascoideaceae. Gene Ontology annotation, cellular component: cytosol. Gene Ontology annotation, molecular function: L-methionine (R)-S-oxide reductase activity; protein binding. Bases 66 to 626 code for a protein of 186 amino acids.